AUGGCGGCUCCUCAAUCACAGACGAGGGGCCGCAGUAUAAGACGCGAUGAUCGCAUCCCGUUCAGUUUGGUGCCGGAUCGGGGGUACGACAGUCUUUUGAAACAUAAUUCGUUCUUUCGGGAGGAGCAUGUUCAUUACGCGACUACGGAUGCUGUGUUGGGGGAUGGUGUGGUGAGUAUUGCGGUGGAUAAGAAGACUGGGAAUGUGUAUAUGUUCGUCUAUACGGCCGCGGGAUCAUUAGCGAUACCGGCAUGGAAUGUACACGACAAUAAGCGGCUGAUGCAUAAUGUUGCGGAGGAGAUGCCGGCGGCUGAGGCGAAGGUGGAACAUCGCAAGGAGAUCGUGGUGGGGACGUUGAUGUAUUUCGACAAUAUUGGGAGGGAGUUACGGCCGUCUUUGGUGUCUUCGGCGGAAAGUCUUGGCGUGGUGGAAGGAGCUUUGUGGGGGUUGGAGCAUGCUGUUGCGUUCGCGUCUGGGUGUGAGCGGGUGGAGAAUGGGAAGUAUGUUGGUCAGGCACUAUCUGCGGUUGCGGAGCCACGAGGGUGUCGCAGUAUCAUGUUUGACGUGGUCGUGCCGGAUGGAUCGUCGACAGCACCAGCUGUGCAGAGCUUCUUGAUGGCAUUCGGGGAUGAGAUCGCAGACAGUUUAUCCUCGCCAGAACGACCACAAGCACGACAGCGAGCUGUAUCACCUCUGCCUCGUCCAAAAUCGGACGAAGACAGACAAUCCGCGGUGUACGAUGUCCUCCAUGAGCUUCUAGCAACCGAAACCUCCUACGUCGAGCGUCUUCGUCAUCUCUUCCUCGAUUACGCCAAUCCACUCAUGGCAAAGGCAAAGCUCAGUCAACUCGAUACCCUUACACCUUACGCUAUCUCCAAACUCUUCUUGCCAGUCAAAGUGCAGGCCAUGAUGGACCUGAACUCAGCAUUCCUGACCUCACUCCAGAAAGCUGGAUUUGACGCCGCGGCAGUCGCGGAUGCAUGUUUUCAACACUUCCCGCUGUUCAAGGAUGCAUAUGAAACCUAUCUCGAUGCAAGCGAUCAAUUCGAGGUGUUGCUGAAGGAAUACCAACAGCAGUCUCGCUCUCUGGAAGAGUUUGUCACCGCUGUAAAGUAUAAAACAGCGCACAAAGUCGGGUUGCGAGAGUUGUUGUUUGAGCCUGUACAAAGACUACCCCGGUACACUCUCCUGAUCAACAGGAUCAUCGAGAACCUUCCGGCGGAGCAAGCCAAGGUUAAGGAGCGAUUCUCCAGUGCCUUGAGCCAUGUCGAGAAUAUCGCACGCAUGCAGAGGAAGGACGAGGAAAUGAGCAGCCGGUCUUUCUACCGGAUACGUACGCUUGUGGAGGGAUACCCCGCUGAUCUAGGUGCGAGCCAUCGGAAGUUGAUCACCGCGAUUGACGCCGUGGACGUCCCACCACCAUUCGUGGAGGACGUGCAUCCCGGGACACCAUGCACCAUUCUCCUCCUUUCAGACUGCCUCGUCCUCGUCGAACGACGAAGUCGUGACAUAUCAGGCGCACAAUCUGUGCUGAAAGACAAUGGCCGUCCUAUCGUUACCAAGUCACCAACGAGAGGCAGUGUGUUGUUGCCUAGCCAGAGCAUCCUCGAUAUCCAAAAACAGACCGGCCAGCAAUGGCAAAUGAAAUACGUUGGGCGCGUACGUCUGGAUGAUGUCACAUUAGCCGAAGCGGACGACGGCCGGGGUCUAUGGUUUAAGCUGCCGGCUGGGCUGGGAGCAGGGUACCAGGCCUGGUUCGACGCGAGGCCAGAGAUGAAGAUGGUAUUGGAGUGGCAGGAGGGCGGGAUGUUUGCCGCAAGUCAAUUUGCCAAAGCAUUCUUCGAGCAGAAGUUAUCGCUCAAGAUGACUAUGUCUAUCUCGAGACGAGAGUUUCAGUUCAAGGGCACGAGAUACGUCGCCGUGAUUUAUGAGGAAAGCAGAUACAACUCCGAGUCAUCACGGACAAAGAUGGCAAUCAAGUUCGGUAGCUCGCAGAGUCGGACGAUGAGGGUGCAGAAUGUGGUCGAUGUUAGGCCUGUUGCGGAUGAGUCGUUCAUUGCUGUGCCGAACUGGGAGGAGGAGGAGAAUGCUUCUGCGCUGAAGGGAAGACGGGGGAACGUGUUCGUUGAACGGCUGCGUUAUCUUGUCUGGAUUGCUGCUCAUCGGAACGCGUUCCCGUAUGCGGAGGAAAACAUCAUUCCCUUCGUUGCUGCUAAUCGGGUGUUUGUUGAGUCACUACUUCAAGGUCCGCCACCGCCAGGAAGCCCAAAGAAGCCCAGGCCGCUGUCGUUAAAUGUGUCUAUGGGUCCGCCUUCGAUGAGGACAGCUACGUCGAGUCAAUCCCUACCCCUUGAUGCCAACGCCCGGCAAGACUGGAAUACACAGCACAAGAACGCAAGCACAUUCAGUUUGGGUAGCUUGACCGGCGGGAGUAUACGUUCGCGGAGUAUCUCGCCCACCAAAUUCUUCCAGAUGCCCCGGAUACCGAGUCCAACACGAAGCAACACCUCAGUCUCGCCAGCCCGGUCAGAUACUUCCAGGCGUAGCAUGAGUCCCACAAAGUUCAUGGAUAUCUUCAAGUCUGCGGAUGCGAAGCCUGAGAGGUUUGAGAAGACCUUCGCUGCGUUCCGAGAUGGUUUCGCCGAGUUUGAGGGUCUGGAUUGGAAGGAGUUGUUGCAACCGCCAUCGGGGGCUGAGGGAAGUGCUGCGAAGGAUAUUGCCGCAUUGCUGGAUGGUGGGAAGGCGGGGUAUGAAGCCAUCACUGGUUCUCCGGCGAAGGUCGCAUUUCAUGCAUUGAGGGUGUAUGUGAGGAUGUACGUCCUACCGAAAUUGAACAAGCGGUUCGUGUCGAAGGAUGUACAGAAGGAGCUUCAGAGUGCGACGUCGAUGCAUUAUCGGGAUAUCGUUCUGGGUAUGUCUGAGGAGCGUCAGAGAAUCUUGCAAGCAUUCUUGGAUGUGGUGAAGAGUAUUGUGGAUAAACUCAAGACGAGGAAGGGCAAGGAGAAGGUCAACAUUGAGUUAUCUGGGGAAGCUGGUCUUCCACCGGCUGUGGUAUGGUCUUUAUUGGGGAUUGAGCUGCCUACAUCGAGGAGUUCAAGUCCCCAUAGCCCGGUGCACGAGAACCCGCCUCCUUCUCCUGGACUUCUGCGACCUCCGUCUCAGCCAUUGAAGUUGAGUGCGAGGCCGGCAUCCCUUGCGCCUCCGACGGCGAGCUCGUAUGCAGCAUCUACACGUUCAUCGAUUGUCUCCGAAUCUCAACAAAGCAACUUUGAGGUCUUCGAUGCGAAGUCGGUUGCUAGUUACGAACCGUCAAUCGUCAGCGAACAUCACUUCGAAGUCCACAGUGUUGGCAGCCCAAAGAAGGUGUACCUCGACGUCGGCAAAGGGUUGCCUAAUACCCCUCCUCAAGCAAGCACGACAAGUCUGCAGAUCCCAUUCGACAGUGUGAGUAUCGCCGAAUCAGACAACGCUGCAGAUCUCGAUCCGCCCAAACCUUUCUUCUCCCAGCCUAACGAAAGCAUUUCGAGCAUGAGUUUAAGAAGCAUUGCUAAGGCUGCGUCUCUGAGACGGGCACCUACGCAUGCGUCGCAGAAGGCUGAAGUUGGCCUUGAUGUCAAGGAACUCGAGGAGGAGUACGCGAUGAUGCGGAAGGUGUCUGCGCAGAAGGCAGCGGAGGCUUCUGAACGAGAAUCCACUCCUGUCGACCUUACCAAGGAGAAUGAUUCUUUCGCGCAGUUGGAGCCCUCUGCUGGUUAUGCAGCUGGAGUUGAAGACGAUGGCCCUGUCGCCAUUGAUGGCGAUACUAGCCUUGAUGCUGAUCCUGAGAGCUUCAUCCACACAGCCCAGAGAGCAGUCUCGGUAUCAAGACCAAGACUAAGGGGCCAACUAGGAAUACCAAACACCCAAAUCACGCCUAUCUCAACAGGAUGGCAGAAGGACAACGGUUUCGUCUGGGAGCAACCAACUUCGCCUACCGUGGAGGAGUCAGAGGAGUCAGUUUUGGACGACCUGAUGGGCGAGUUCAACCCGGCUCUUGCCUUUAUCUUGCAGAAUGAUGGAUGA
Molecule: messenger RNA, 4062 nt
Organism: Saitoella complicata NRRL Y-17804
Lineage: Eukaryota; Fungi; Ascomycota; Saitoellomycetes; Saitoellales; Saitoellaceae
Exons: 1
Coding region: 1-4062 (1353 amino acids)
Molecular function (GO): guanyl-nucleotide exchange factor activity
Source: RefSeq, a predicted model, not a curated record